Phragmites australis (common reed) is the source of this 333-nucleotide messenger RNA. RefSeq lists its product as uncharacterized. The transcript has a single exon. Lineage: Eukaryota; Viridiplantae; Streptophyta; Magnoliopsida; Poales; Poaceae. The record is from RefSeq and is a predicted model, not a curated record. Bases 1 to 333 code for a protein of 110 amino acids.
AUGCCAGCCCCAGACGAUGACUACAUCGAUUGGGACCUUCUAAUGGUGGAGGCGGAGGAGGAGGAACAGAAGGAGAAAGUGAUUGCCAACGACGAGGAGAUCGCUCGCGCCGUCCAUGAGGAGGAACUCAUCAAAGUAGUAGAGGAAAUGACGGAGGCCAUCGCACACCACUUGGCAGAGGAGGAGGAGAUGGGCGGCGACUCUGAUACUGACGAGGAGGCGGAGGAUGAGGAGAUGGUCGGCAACUCUGACACCAACAAGGAGGAGGAGGAGGAGGAGGAGGAGGAGCAAAUGGCCAACGCUAGUGGUGACCUCGACGACGAGUGUCGGUAA